Messenger RNA from Hyposmocoma kahamanoa, 1195 nucleotides. RefSeq lists its product as uncharacterized. NCBI's taxonomy places the organism in Eukaryota, Metazoa, Arthropoda, Insecta, Lepidoptera, Cosmopterigidae. The record is from RefSeq and is a predicted model, not a curated record. The transcript is spliced from 3 exons. The coding region runs from base 164 to 1195 and encodes 343 amino acids. Gene Ontology annotation, biological process: intracellular signal transduction.
AAAAAGUUUUUAAGUACAAAAAGAAAAUUGUCAAAAUCAAGUGUCAGUUGACUCGGUUAAACAAAAUAUAUUUUAAUUUAAAAAAUGCGAAUUGUUUAUAAAAAAAGUGUUCCUUUGUUUUCCAAUUAUUUAGAUAGGGUGACAAAUUAUUAGUGUACCGAAAAUGGAACCUUUCAUGGACUUUUAUUUCGAAGAAGUGUUCAGUAACAUGAAUCGCGAUUGUCUGAACGAGAAAUUCAAACGGAAAGAACUGUGCGAAUAUUUUAGUACAGUUAUUGCUGGAUGUGCCAAAGGUCAAGACAAAUCAGACGGUGCUACUUGCAAAAGUUUUGUAAUAUCGGCUCUGCGGUAUCAUAACAAGUGUAAGUCAAAUAAUGGUGAUGUUUGCCUAAUGGGAAAGUAUCACAACCUGCUGUAUAUUGCAAUGAAGCUGGCAUUCGAUUGGAGUCUCCAGGAUAACGGUGUAGUUGCAACAUUGUUGGAUGAGAUUUACGCCUGUGAAGGCACUUUUGAGAGAAUAUUCCUAGGAGCUAUAUUCGGAACAUCAGCACCAUAUUUCCUUGCCGGAUGGAAAUCGGAUUUCGCAAAUAAAGAAGAGAAUAUACACGCCUUAGUUUUCUUCUUGGAUCACGCUACAAACGCUAACCUAGAAUAUCGCGAUGGAAAUAAAUUCUAUCGCUUCAUUGACGUGCCUUUAGAAAGCUGCGGUAAGGCGUCUCCUGUAAGAGUUGUCAUUCAAAUGGGGGCAGCAGAAAUGUUAAUGAUACUUCUCAGAUUUGGAGCUAGAAUUUUUCCAGGUACUGACAAUGUGUGUACAAACCCUGUAGAAACUAUACUUGAUAGACUUAAUGAGUACAAUCGAAAAUAUCCCUACGAACUUGUCACAUGUUUGAACCUAGCUUUGAGAUCAAUUCCAAGUGUGACUUUUUCAGUAGACAAGGCUGAAUAUAGGCAUUUAGGGUUGCCUGAAGAUUAUAAUUACCAAAGAAAAGUCGCUCUCGAAAAGUAUGGAGACAUACUAAGGGACCAUUUAAUACCUGCUUCGAGAUGUGGUUUAAGGCCAGUUGAGCUAAAGCAUUUAUGUAGAUGCAAAAUCAGACACAUAUUGUGGCAGAACUUCGAGCUACCAUUUGGUAUACAGAAAUUACCCAUACCCGUUUCUCUACAAAAAUAUUUGGAUCUGUUUAAUUAUUAA